GAUAUUUCCCAGGAUUCAGUCCCAACGGCUGCAAACCACGAUGGCUGACCAUUCCACCCCGAGCCGACAUGAGAAAAGCUUGGGACUCCUCACAACUAAGUUUGUUUCACUACUGCAAGAAGCCAAAGAUGGAGUUCUCGAUCUGAAAGUGGCUGCUGAUACGCUUGCAGUUCGUCAGAAAAGAAGAAUCUAUGACAUAACUAAUGUAUUGGAAGGAAUUGGUUUGAUAGAGAAAAAGUCUAAAAACAGUAUACAAUGGAAAGGAUCGUGUCCCGGCUAUCCUACUGUAGAUGGUAUUCCAAAUACCCCAGAGAGAGGAUCACGGGAAAUCGCAGAUAGACUAGGGCAUUUGAAAGAUGAAAUAGCUGAGCUAGAACAACAGGAGGCAGAAUUGGACCAGCACAAGAUAUGGGUACAACAGAAUAAGAAUGUCACAGAUGAAGUCACAAAUACAAAACUAGCCUACGUAACACAUGAAGACAUAUGCAAGUGUUUCAAAGGCGAUACAUUACUAGCUAUUCAAGCACCCUCAGGAACGCAGCUUGAGGUUCCCAUACCAGAAAUUGGUCCUGGUUUUAAGAAAAACUAUCAAAUACAUUUGAAAAGUCAGUCCGGGCCAAUUCACGUAUUACUGGUCAACAAAGACACAGAUAACACAAGUCCUGUCGUGGUGCAAGUACCGCCCCCAAAAGAAGAUCCAGUGGCAAACCAGGUCACUGUUGCUCAAAACCAAAAUGUAGACCCAAACCAGCCUGCAGUGUCUGGCAAAGGAAAAUCAUUGCUAAAGCGUUCCCCUGUAAAAUCUCCCCUGCGGCAGUCACAACCUGUAGUAGAUGUGACAGUUCCCACCACACGAAUGGCAACACGAUCAUCACCACGCAAAUCUGGCCUGGGACAACCUAUAGCUUCAACAUCAGCUGCAGCACUACAAGCGCCGUCAAUGGACACUCCACCUAGUGAUGUUCUCCUUGACCCAUACCGCUCAGAUCUAGGCAAACACACCUUUGGUGAUAUGGAAGGAGAUUUAAUUGAGGAGUUAAUGUCUUCAGAAGCGUUUGCACCCCUGUUGAGGUUAAGCCCGCCCCCAAGCGAUCGAGAUUACUAUUUCAACCUUGACGACAGUGAAGGAGCAUGUGACCUUUUUGAUGUGCCCCUGCUAACGAUGUGAUAGAGCUAGACCUACCAUCUACCUCACUGUGCCUUCAACAGACUACAUUAGUCUGAUUUGAUUGUGCUGCAGGUCUUGGUUAUUUCUAAACACAAAACAGCCUUGUGAUUCACCAGCAUGAAAGGCAGCUUGUUUUUUGUUGGACAAACCAUGGCCAGUCUUGCGCAAAAAUUCAUGAGAAGACUAUAAUUGACCAGGCCGUGAAAGCGUCAGCACAUCUCCACCCUGUAUGUUUUAGGGGUACAGGCCUUGUUCAUAGUGAUGAUUUUACUAAACACAAGACCUGAACUAAGUAAUGAGGUAUGUUCUUCCACAGACACUAUAUAGUGCUAGAAUUCGUUACACUGCCAGAGACGCUGUCAUCAACUCAACUACUGCCAAUCAUCUUUUAUCAUCGUCGUGUUCGUCACACACUGGAGUACUAGCAUUAACAACGAAUCUCGUGCGGACCAACACUUGUCUAGGAUACUUGUCUAGGAUUUAUUGGUUGUGUCCAAAUAUGAGGUUGAUCCAUACUUAAGGAGGAAUGUUCCAAAAACCAAGAAGUGUACCAGUUCAGUUUUCCAUUAGAAUAUAACUUGAACUGCUUAACUCUUGAUUGAAAAACUAUAAACAACUAUUUCACUCCAAUUCCCAAUUAAUUAUGCCCAAGAAUUUGAUUUCUUACUUUGAAAAAAAUCUUCAUUUCCAUUGAUUUGUCGUAACCUUGCCAACAAACAUGAUCAAGUCAUGUGUGCAGCUAUGUUAGAGAUUAUCUUGGCAUUUUAGAGCAGUAUAUGUAAUCUAGUAAUUUGAAGUCAAAAAUAUUCAAGAUCUUGUUUGUCUGAUCGCAUAAUUUUACAUUUUGAGAGGAUUUAUGACACAAGGAAGGUGAUAUUGGCCUGUCAUUUGAGAGUCGGAACAUUCAUUAAGCUCUAAUAAUUCAAUAAUUCUAUGCCAUAGUCACCAUUUUGCAAUCUUCCAUAGGCAUUAAGACUCUUUAUAUGGUAUGCUGCCAAACAUCAGUUUCCUGGAGUCUCGGAUCUUCAAACUGGGAUCGAGAAAGUGGAAAGUUUAUAUAUGAUAGGGCAAAACAGAGAAGUUUCUUUUAUAUUGGUUUACAACAAAAAGAAUAAUUUUGUUUCUUCAUGUCUGAAACAAAUUUUUAAGAGUUUGUAUAGAAAUUUAUUAUUUUGUGUUAGGGUGUCAUACAGACAUUGUAUGAGAAAUGAUCCCUAUGACGGCAGGAUGAACAGCUAUUAACGCAACUUUAAAGAAUAGUUCUAAGUGAUAUUGACGACACAAUUUUCCUGCCGUUUUAACACUAUUUGUUAUUUAAGUGAAAAUCAGAGGUUAUUGCAUAUGUCAAAUUUAAAGCAGAAUUUACUUGCAUAUUUUGAACUGUGUGUAUCAUUUCUGUUAUUACUGGAAGAGCAAACCUGGCUCUACUCAAAUCCAAACUUAAUUGUCUUAGUUGACUUAAUGUAUAAAUUUCAAUCAAUGUUAUGAUAUCAAAGGGCUUGCAGUAAAUUAAACUGGCAGUUACAAAAUGGCAAAGAUUUAUUUUGAAGUUUGUAUGUGUUCUUAAAAGUCUCAUAUGUUAUAUUACUGUCACUAAGGGCAGCGUUUACUGUUGCACAUGUCUGUGAAAAGUUUCUUUGAUCUAGUAAUAAAAGUAGCUCAAAAGUUUGGUAAGACGAAAACAGAAAAUGUAUAUGUAUCGUGUAUUAUGUAUGGAAUUUUCUCUUCUUUUUUUUGGAUGGUAUUCAGGAAAGUUUUUGCACACAGUGUAAAGAGUGUAUCUUUACCUGGAUAUUGCAGUUCUCACAUUUUUUGUGGAUGCAAAUUUUGGAGUUGUAAAUAUGUUUCAGAAGAGAUAUAUGGCUUUUCUGGUAAAAAAUUCUACUUCAUGUGUCCAAGGUGGGGACACUAGCUUUGUUAAACGGGGACCACAGAGUUGAUAAUUUCAAACAGUACCAAAAUAUGCUGAAUUUUUUCGAUCACCCACCAAUUUCAGUUUUCCAAUGUUAACUGGAUAGAUGUUUUAUUGGAUAGCUGUUACAGCGUAAGAAAGGAACCAAAACAGACACGAAAUGUUAAACGCUAACAUAUAUGUACAUGUUCUUGAGAUGGUUGAAUUGAUAAUCCAUUCACCCAACACCCUGACGAGGAAAUAUUUAUCUCGCUAUUUUUACAGUAGCAUACUCUUCCUCUGUUCUUUAUGAAUUAUUUAACUGUGAUAUUUUCUUUGUAAUAAAAUGCUCUGUUCUAUAAAUAUGUAUCUUGUCAAACAAUUACUUUUUUUUUAAUUAAUCAUGAAUAACUCAUAACAGAUUUGAACUUCUGACCUAUUUGGAUUUUUUUUAGUUUCGCUUGUGUAAAAUAAAAGAAAAAAAAUCAAGCUUAAAAUUUUGUAAUUGUGGCUGAUUUUUUAUUUUUAUUUUUGACAUAUAGAUUUAAUAUAUCAAUAAUGCUAAGUACCUUAUUUGGGUAAUAUAAAUGAUAAAAAUCUUUCUGAUCUGUGUGUAAUUAACCAAAAGUACAGUAAAUUUUAAUGUACACACUAUAUGUUUUUAUUUUAUUAUAGGGAAAUAAAUGUUAUCAGAAAACAAAAGUGUAUAUAUAUUCAUUUAAUCUUACAUGACUAGGAAAAACUGAUUAUGUUUGUACUUUGUUUUACGUAGUUAUGUUAGAUUUGUAAGUAGAAUACUGUAAGUUCCUUAAUCUUAAUGUACAUGUCUAUGUUGAACAUUAGUAUACAAUUUUCUAGUUAGUUAGCCCAUACUGAGAGUUGAAAAUGGAUAAUAUCUUCUAUAUUACCAUUGUUUUCAGUGAGUGAUGGGAUUUUUAUUUUUUUUUUCCUUGUUAUAUGUCUAUUUUGGGUUAUAAGAAAAAUGAAAAUGUACACAUUGACAUUUUCUGUGUUGCAUUUAAAUCUGAUUUUGUAUUGAAAUACAUUGGAUGCUAGUUGACUUGUAAACACUAUUAAAUGAGUACUGUGUGAAAAACGGUUGGCCCUGAAAUACACAAAUUAUCAUUCCUUACAAAAUCUGAACCCCCAGGUCUUCUCCCCCUGACAUAAAAGGUUCAGAAUUAAUGCUGUAGUAUACUGUAUUUAUCUGUCAAUAAGCCCAUCUCUUGUAAUAAGUCCAUGUCUGGUAAUAAGCCUAGCUAUGGCUUUUUGUUUCAGUAAAAAAAAAUUCAUCAAAGACUAUUCCACUGUUCUGCAAUAAGCUAUAUACCCCUAAUUACUCCACGAUAAGUUUUAUUUUUUUGGACCCCUGGGUUUAUUACUGGAUAAAUUCAGUAUAAUUUCUACCAUUGACCAUAUCUUGUGUAACUACAGUGUAUUAAAAAGCAGCGAAAGAUGAUAGAUGAACUACAAUUUAUUCAUAUUCAACAUUCCCCGUAGGUUUUCAAGUUAUAAAGAAUAUUUCUUAAAACUUUGUUGUAAAAAAUGAUUAUGGAAGAAAUUGCAUAUAUACUAUGUUUAUUUUGUUAAAGAAUUAUGUUUGUAAUCAAAAGCUUACAUCAUCAAACCAUGUACAUGUAUUCAUAUGCAAAAUGUAUCGCAUCAAAGUACGUGACAUUUUUGUGUUUUAGAUACUAAUUCAUUUUUUUCAUCGGCAAACGGAUGUCGCAUAGCAUUUUGUAUGCUAUAUGGUGCUAUCAUCAUGUUUACUCAAAUAAUGCCAAUAUUUCAGCGGCUAUUAUAAUAAGUAAGGAUUUCUCCGCACUAAAAGAAUAAUGUUGAAUUAUAUAAUUUGUUGUUUAUUGAUUUAAGUGACAAAUAUUGUGGUGCACCAAUUUAUGUUUCUGUUAAUUUUAUUUGUAAACUUCUACAAUACACUGAAGUCUUAUAAUUGAAAGAUGUCUACAGUAUUCUUUUGAAAAAUGUAUAGAAAUCUGAAAAGAUACGUAACCCUCAGUAUAAUACUUAAGAAAAUUAACUGCAAACUUUCACGCAUUAGUCAUAAUCUGAAGAGAACAUCUUUCACACAGGAAUUUGAAAUCUGUUUUCAUUCAAUCCUGCAUGGUACUGUAAACUUAAAUAUUUUAGCAGUAAUCUUAUUUUAGUGAUUUUCGCACUGAAGAGUUUCGCUAUAUUUUGAUUGCACUAAAAUGGUAGUUUAUCAACAAUGUUUUAUAUGGCUAGUAUUGCCGGUCGCUAAUCUAUCUUUCUGUUUAUUGGUUUUAAUUAGCUUUUACGCUAAAAUUUGAGCACGCCAAAAAAGUACAUUCACAGUAUUUGGAAAUCUGUUUACGUGAUUACGUAAGUUGAAUUUUUUUUACUCAACAAUUCAUCAUGUGCCAUAUGAUUGUCCUUUCCAUGCGCGCUCCAUGUGUUACCAUAAGUUAUACUGUUUCAAGAGAGUUAUUUAAUUCAACAAUACUUAACAAGGCUUUUCAUGUAAAUUUUAGUUAGAUCUAUCAAACGUUUUGAGAUUAUUUCGAAGGGAGGAGAAAAAUGAAAUCCCACAGCUACAAACAUAUUCUAGUGUCAUCAAAUAUUUCCUACCAGUUGGUUAUAUAUAUGAUAAGAUUUUCAUAUACAAAUGUAUAUCACAACCUAUGUAGGGUUUAUUAUAAGAUUUUCUCUUAAAAUCAUUUACAAUCUGAUUAAAAUACAUCUCAAUACACCUACGCUAUGAAGAUAUAUUGUACAUUUUGUAUUUUAAUCUGAUUGAAAUCUUUCUCUAGUUGUGAUAUACAAAAAUCUUUUCACAUACCUUCUGGUGUAACAGAAACUCAAAACUUAGGUAACUAUUUUUAGAUUCUAUCAAUUCUUACUUGUUGAUUAUAUGAUAAGUGUAAAACAACUGUUGUAAGUGUUUGCUGUAUUUAUAUUGGUUACAAACAUUUAUAUGAUGGUGUUAUGUACUAACCCAUGGGUACUUGUCUUGUUUGGUAAUGGCUAAAAGGUUGGACCAAGGUCAUUGAGAUUUGUAGUGAAGCCAUAUAUAUACUUUACUGUAUAAACGGUGUGCUGCUGUGUUACAUUCACAAAUGUGUUCAAGGCCGUAUUUCAUAUACACUGCUCAAGGUAGGAGUGUCGU
Molecule: messenger RNA, 6204 nt
Organism: Pecten maximus
Lineage: Eukaryota; Metazoa; Mollusca; Bivalvia; Pectinida; Pectinidae
Product: transcription factor E2F5-like
Biological process (GO): regulation of transcription by RNA polymerase II
Cellular component (GO): RNA polymerase II transcription regulator complex
Molecular function (GO): DNA-binding transcription factor activity, RNA polymerase II-specific; protein dimerization activity; RNA polymerase II cis-regulatory region sequence-specific DNA binding
Source: RefSeq, a predicted model, not a curated record